This is a messenger RNA of Monosiga brevicollis MX1, 3961 nucleotides long. RefSeq lists its product as uncharacterized. The transcript is spliced from 12 exons. The coding region runs from base 1 to 3711 and encodes 1236 amino acids. Gene Ontology annotation, biological process: receptor guanylyl cyclase signaling pathway; cGMP biosynthetic process; intracellular signal transduction. Gene Ontology annotation, molecular function: ATP binding; guanylate cyclase activity; peptide receptor activity. NCBI's taxonomy places the organism in Eukaryota, Choanoflagellata, Craspedida, Salpingoecidae. The record is from RefSeq and is a predicted model, not a curated record.
AUGGAAGCGCCACUCUUGCGCGCGAGGGUGGUUGCCCUUGUCGUGGCAGUCCUUAUGGCCUCCUCGACCAUGACCGUCGUCUCCGCCCUGCCCUCUCUCGAUAAGACCGUGUACCACAUUGGUGGCCAAAGUAUCGUCGGAAUCGAUCUCGCCUAUGCCGACUCGAUCGGCAUGGCGUGCCUUGAACUCAACACCAACGCCGAGGCCCUGGCCAGUAUUGUGCCAGUAAUCUUUGGUGUCGAUACUUACGGCCAAGCUUCUGCCAUCCUCACCAUGGCCGACCGCGACGACAUCACAUCUGCCCACGACGUUAAAGGCAAAUACAUCUCCCUCGCCACGUUACCCCAGGCUAGUGGCAUCUUCUACAGCCUCUCUCUUUUUCGCCUCUUGAAGAUUGACAUUAUCACUUCUGUCAAAAAUCUCAUGGUCACACCAAGCCUCAUUGGACCCCUGUUGGACGUCGUCAACGGUGUUGCUGACGUGGCCAUCGUCGAAACCGGCUGGCUGGAAUUCCUCGAGCUCAUCGGCACGAUUCCGCGCGGUGCCCUGAAGGUCAUCGAGGUGAACUUUACCCAAGAUGCCAUGUUCACCACCCCCUACGUGCGCUCAACCCCACUGCGUAGUGCCAUUGCAGAUGCACUCUUGGCCCUCGAUGAGAACAGCACCGCCGCACAAGCCGGCGGCUUCAAAAAGUUUAUUCUGCCCCGCUCCUACCACAUGGCCCGCGGAGCUUUGGAUGCCUUGGGUCGAAUCGAAAACGACGUUGACCACCUCAUUUGUCGUCGCGCAGAGGAAGACGGCUCAUCAGAUCUCUACAAGUUGUUUCCGUGUCCUGAAGGCAGCUAUUACUACCCCCCAGGGGUCCGCGAGUAUCGUUGUGACGUUCUGAACCGCACAUGUCCCGACGGCUAUACUUGUCUGUGCGAGCCGUGCCACCAGGGCCAGUAUACCGAAGUGAUCGUGACUGGUAUGACAACCACCGCUGAGUUUGCAGACACGCUUGUUCUGACCCGAGAACAACAGCAGAUCUUCACCAACCUCGUGGUGACUGAACGCUGCCAUCGCGUCAACUCGUGCUACACGGCCCAGCAGAAGGAACGCAUCGGCUUGCUGAUCAUCGACAAUAUUUACUUCGACGACCCGGGCGCCAACUACCAAGUCCAGAUCCGAAACAACGCAGAUGAUAUCGAGACGAUCGAGCUAGGCAACAUCACCUCGCUGGCCAAGAUGCACAUGAAUUUUAGUCGCGUUUACACGGGCACUUACACUGUCAGUGUCCUCCGCAACAACGAGCACGUUCCUAGUUCUCCGUUCUUUGUGGAAGUAGUGCCCCUGGUUUGCCCCCAUGACAACGAAGAUCCUGAUGAAAUGGGCGAGUGCCAUUGUUCCUCUGGCUAUGUGAAGUACAACAACAAUUGCGUGGCUGAGUCGACUAUCAUUGUCACUAUUGUCGUACCCAUCGUCGUGAUUCUGCUUGCCUUGGCAGCCCUGUGUUUUUACCUCCAACGUCGUAAAAUGGAUCACAUGUGGCACCUCAGCGCCAAAUUUGUGAGGCUUGAUGAAACUGCCGAACCCCUUGGUGAAGGUGGUCAAGGCUUGGUGCGCAAGGGCUACUUCCACUCCACGCCUGUUGCCAUCAAAACAAUCAGCAUGCGCUGUACCAACGCCAGCCGAGACAAGACUUUGGAGCUCUCCAACAACGGUCAAUUACAAAUGAGUCGUACCGGGCAAAUGUCUCGCAGCAAGCGCAGCAAGACCACCGUCAGUCACUCGGACUUUGUGGCCGAGAUGCGCACCGUGGUGCGCUUGCGUCACCCCUGCAUUGUCACCGUGCUCGGCGCUGUCAUGGAGGGUUCUGAGCCCAUGCUUGUCAUGGAGUUGGCUGAGAAUGCUCUCUACGACAUGUUAUUGGACCGCUCCAUUGACCUCGACGAAGACCUCAAGCUCGCGUGGAUGAAGGAUGUGGCUGAUGGCAUGUCUUUCCUCCAUUCACUCCAGCCCGAAAUUGUGCACGGUGAUCUCAAGCCUCAGAACGUGCUUAUCGACUCCAACCUGCGGGCCAAGAUUACUGACUUUGGUAUCAGUCACUUGCGAUUCAACAAAAUGGUGGGCACUGUCAACUACAUGGCGCCCGAGCUUCUCAACAACGGCUACAUUAGCAGCAAGGCGGAUGUCUCGCAUGUCUCACACGCACGUCGUUGCCUCGCCUUCCCAAAUCUGCGAGCAGAUGCAUACGGUAUCAUGGCAUCCUUUGUCAUGUCGCGCCGCGUGCCCUACAAGCGUUUUGCCCCGGAAGAAGUGAUUGAGCGCGUGAAAAACUUGGCCCUCGACCCCCCCUUUCGACCCCGCAUCAAAAAGGCCUACAUGCCUGAUUACUUGUGGAACCUCUACGAGCUGUGUAUUCAGAACGACCCAGACAAACGACCCACCUUUGCCAGGAUCAUGGAGGUGAUGAAUGGGGCUGGCAUUGCCAGCAUUGGCGAAUCGCUGUUCAAAAAGGCCCAGGAUCGCAAGCUGCAAAAGCGUGUCCUGAACGAUUGUUUUCCGCCUCACAUCGCGGAAAUGCUCAAACGCGGUGAGAAGGUGAAGCCAGAAUCCCACGAAGGUGUCACCCUCUUUUUCAGUGACAUUGUGGGUUUCACCUCCAUCAGCGCUUCCAUCACCCCACAACAAGUUUCAGACAUGCUUGACCGGCUUUACACCGCGUUUGAUAAUCUGGUGGACCAGUUUGAUAUCUUCAAGGUGGAGACUAUCGGUGACGCCUAUUUUUGUGCUGCUAAUCUGGUGGAGGAGCAGCCGGAUCAUGCUAUCCGCAUGGGCCAAUUUGCCAUUGCCGCCAUCAAAGCCGCUAACCAAGUCGCCAUCCUGCCCUCCAAUCCCGCACUCGGUUUUGUGAACAUUCGCGUCGGAUUGCACACGGGCAGCGUCGUGACCAAUGUCGUUGGUGUUCGCAACCAGCGGUAUUGUCUCUUUGGUGACACCGUGAACACCGCUAGCCGCAUGGAAUCGAACAGUAUCAAGAACCGCAUUCACCUCUCUCCUUCUGCAGCCGAUGCCGUGCGCGAACAGUGCCCCGAAUUCGAGUCACUUCUGCAUACGGGUUUGGAAUCACGUGGCGAGAUCGAUGUGAAGGGCAAGGGCCGCAUGGAAACCUUUUGGCUCAACCCGGUUGAGGAUAAGCCAGUUUAUGAACUCGAGGGCUCGCAGAACUACCGUCGGAGCCGUUUCUCUGGUCACUCGAUCACCCCUCGUGGCAGUCAUGCUGAUUUGGACAAUGCCAUGGGUCGCCGCGAAAGUGCCCUUUCUGGACACUCUUACAUGUCAGCUCACGGCAUGCGCCCCGGGGUUAAGAGCUCACCUGAACCGGUUAAGCAGCUCUUGGGUGGAGCUGUGCUUAUGCCCGACUCGGCUGGUACGGUGAUUGACGUGGAUAACUCGUCGACCGGUCAGAAAGGCCGCUCCUCGCUAGGCAGUUGCGUCAUCACGGUUGAUCCGGAGAUGGACGCGCAAGAAGAACAUGCUCUGUACACGCCUUCUGGCCCCCGCUCUUCGUUCGCCGUUGCCAUGACCAGUGCGAACCAGGUCGUGCCCUCCAAGAUGCUCAUGGGCAUCAUUCCCGAGGUAUCCUACGACAAAGAGUCUGGGCUGGAAAGCCCCUCCAAUGCCAAGCUUCGGCUUCCCGAUGCCAACCUUCAAGUGUCAGCUGUUUGAGUUUGAAAGCCGGUUUGCCAUGUUGCUUGCAUGUGGCGAUGUUGGGAAUUUCUUUAUUUUCGAGUAAUUUUCGAGUAAUUUUCUUUUGAUUUUGAACUUUUUUGUGUGUGUGUGUGUGUGUGUGUGCAUUGUGUUUUGCUUCGUUGGCCUUGACCUUCGACUGACAGGAACUUGGAUGUGAAAGAAAGCCCUGUGCGGGUUGCACCGCAAUCUUUUUGAUGAUACCGCUAUAAUUGACCCGUGACUGUUG